This is a messenger RNA of Lepisosteus oculatus (spotted gar), 5085 nucleotides long. It is a transcript of the gene eml1, whose product is annotated as EMAP like 1. The record is from RefSeq and is a predicted model, not a curated record. Lineage: Eukaryota; Metazoa; Chordata; Actinopteri; Semionotiformes; Lepisosteidae. Gene Ontology annotation, molecular function: microtubule binding. Gene Ontology annotation, biological process: microtubule cytoskeleton organization. Gene Ontology annotation, cellular component: mitotic spindle.
CAGGCACUCUGACACACACUCAAAUCUCUGAGCCAGCCCUCCUUAUAGCCAAGCCUUCCAAAGCUUGUUUCCUUGUACAGAUCAGUACACGGUUUAACGCUGCACGGCUGCGGACAGCGAAACGGGGAAGGAUCAAAGGGAGGGUGGGGGGGAGAGAAGAAAACCUGAAAAAGAAAGAGACGCUCUUUUUAACUUUCCCCCCACUCCUCUGUCUCCACCACCAACCACACUCCAUUCAGAAAGAAGGUUGUGUUCACAUGACAUAAUCGGAGUGAAUGGGUUGCCAUGGUAACUGACACUGGCAGGUCGACCCAAGAAAGCUGGAUGUUGAAUGGAGGAAGAGCUGCGGUGGCAGGCAAACUAAAGUAACGGAGUGUCACGGGAGAGAGGGAGACUGGAGGUCUAGAAUGGAGGACGGGUUUUCCAGCUAUAGCAGUCUGUAUGACACUUCGUCGCUGCUCCAGUUCUGCAAUGAUGACAGUGCUUCGGCUGCCAGCAGCAUGGAGGUCACGGACCGCAUCGCCUCCCUGGAGCAGCGCGUCCAGAUGCAGGAGGAUGAAAUCCAGCUGUUGAAGUCGGCGUUGGCUGAUGUUGUCAGGCGGCUCAACAUUUCUGAGGAGCAGCAGGCCAUGCUGAACAGAAAAGGACCCACCAAAGACCAGACCGCUGUGAAAAAAUCCACUCCUACAGAGAGUGCUAAAUCAGGCAGUACUGACAAGCCAGCCAGACCCCUGAUGCAGGGGUUGCCCUUGAGGCCGACCGUAAACAAUGGCACAGUCCUACCAAAGAAAACCAGCACAUUGCCAUCUCCCUCUGGCACCAGGAAGGACACCUCAUCACCAGCAACCAAGAGUACUGUGAAGAGAACAAGCUCAACAGAGCGCGUUGGGACUCUGGCACGGAGAGAGAGCACUGGGGAGUCCAAAAGCAGCCGUACCCGUGCCGGAUCCACCAGCAGCAACUCCAGCGGAAAGAAGAACAGUGAAAGCAAACCGAAGGAGCCGGUGUUCAGUGCAGGGAUGCGACGGGUGACACACUGCAAAGAGGAAGGGUAUGUGAAAAUGUAUUUGAGAGGGCGUCCCGUUACCAUGUACAUGCCUAAAGACCAAGUGGAAUCCUAUAGCCUGGAAGCAAAAUCGGAUCUGCCGGCCAAGAAGCUCAAACUGGACUGGGUUUAUGGAUACAGGGGUCGAGACUGUCGCUCCAACCUGUAUCUCCUCCCCACUGGUGAGACGGUCUACUUUAUUGCCUCUGUGGUGGUGCUUUACAAUGUGGAGGAGCAGCUCCAGAGACACUACACGGGGCACACCGAUGAUGUCAAGUGCCUAGCAGUCCACCCGGACAAAAUCACAAUAGCAACAGGGCAGGUCGCAGGUACAUCCACUGAUGGCCGACAGCUUCCCCCUCACGUGCGGGUCUGGGACUCUGUGAGUCUCAACACACUGCAUGUCAUUGGGACUGGGUUCUUUGACCGGGCGCUGGCCUGCAUUGCGUUUUCCAAAUCGAAUGGAGGCAGCACCCUGUGUGUGGUGGACGAUUCCAAUGACCAUGUCCUAUCAGUGUGGGAGUGGCAGAGAGAGGAGAGGCUCGCUGAUGUCAAGUGCUCCAAUGAGGCAGUGUUUGCAGCAGAUUUCCAUCCCACUGAUACCAACAUCAUCGUUACCUGUGGAAAAUCUCACCUGUACUUCUGGACUUUAGAAGGAGGCUCCUUGAUCAAGAAGCAAGGAUUGUUCGAGAAACAAGAGAAGCCCAAGUUUGUCUUGUGUGUGACUUUUUCAGAAAAUGGAGACACAAUAACUGGAGACUCUAGUGGCAAUAUCCUGGUCUGGGGAAAAGGUACUAAUCGGAUUACCUAUGCCAUUCAAGGGGCACAUGAAGGAGGCAUCUUUGCACUUUGUAUGUUACGCAAUGGCACUUUAGUGUCAGGUGGUGGAAAAGACCGCAAGCUCAUCUCUUGGGAUGGAAACUACCAGAAGAUACAGGCUGUGGAGAUUCCUGAGCCAUAUGGACCUGUUCGUACAGUGGCCGAAGGCAAAGGGGACUGCGUGCUCAUCGGCACCACCCGAAACUACGUUUUACAAGGCACUUUAUUCGGGGACUUCAUCCCAAUUACCCAGGGCCACACUGACGAGCUGUGGGGCCUAGCAGUGCAUCCUUGGAAACCGAACUUCCUGACCUGUGGACAUGACAAGCACAUCAGCCUCUGGGACUCUGUCACACACCAGCCCAUUUGGAGCAAAACCAUGGAUGAUGCAGCACAAUCAGCGGGUUUCCAUCCAUCUGGAUCUGUUGUUGCUAUAGGAACACAGACUGGCAGGUGGCUCGUUCUGGACACCGAAUCCAAGGACCUGGUGACUGUUCACACUGAUGGAAAUGAGCAGUUGUCUGUUAUGCGCUUUUCACCAGAUGGUAAUUUCUUGGCAAUUGGAUCACAUGACAAUUACAUUUAUAUCUACGGAGUUAACGAGAAUGGCAGGAAAUACAGUCGGGUUGGAAAGUGUUCGGGUCACUCCAGCUUCAUCACACACCUGGACUGGUCAGUUGACUCACAGUACCUAAUGUCAAAUUCAGGGGAUUAUGAAAUUUUGUACUGGAUUCCAUCUGCAUGCAAGCAGGUUGUCAGUGUGGAAACAACAAGAGAUAUAGAGUGGGACACAUGCACUUGUACACUUGGCUUCCAUGUCUUUGGUCUAUGGCCAGAAGGCUCAGAUGGCACAGAUAUCAAUGCUGUCUGCAGAUCACAUCAAAAGAAGCUCCUUGUUACAGGAGAUGAUUUUGGAAAAGUCCAUCUCUUCUCAUAUCCCUGCUCACAAUUCAGAGCUCCAAGUCACAUAUACGGAGGACACAGCAGUCAUGUGACCAAUGUGAACUUCCUGUUUGAUGACAAUUACCUCAUUUCCACUGGAGGAAAGGACAUGAGUAUCAUGCAGUGGCGAGUUGUGUAGGAGUCUCAGGGGGGCAGAGUGCCCACUCUGUGAAGAAAACAGACCAUCCCAGAAGUCUGUACUGCACAUGGAGCUAAAGAGGCAAAUGCAAAGGCACAACACUAGCAACAAUGGCAGAAUGGAUGAGGCGUUGGAAUCAAACCUGAUGUUUUUUUUUUCACAGCUCAGGAAACAACAAAGCAAACAGAUUUUAUUAAAAUUCCCAGACAGUGAUCCUCCUAUUGUAACACUACAGUAUGAUUUCAAACAAGUUUAAUUUCUGGGGUGAAAGAUAACCAGGAUUUUCAUUUUUUUGGCCAAUAAUAUUUUAGGACAAAAGUUAUGCUCACAGACUUGUAUUUCAUGUGUAUUUAUGCCAGCAAAGAUAGAGGUCAUGAGCUAUCCAGUUUAAGUCCUGUAACUGUGUUAUCCUGUACUGCACUAAUGCCUUUUAGAAACUGUAAAUAUAUUUUUUUUAAUGUCACUGAAUGUGGCGAGUACAGCUGGAAGAUCAGUGCAGGUCCAUCUCUUAUUAAAAUACUGCACUGUCAGUCCUGAGACAGUGCUGGCUAUUUUCACCGGAUCGGUUAAUGGUGCCUACUAAACUGCAGGACUCUAUCCUGACCAAUUCAACUGUGUUUUCCUUUCAUCACAUUCUAAUCUCUGCCCCUCUUUAACUUCAAGCCCAUAAUUCACAAAAGAUGAUUUACUAUAAAGUAUUUUAUUUAAAAAAAGUAGCAAAUGAAAUUUGGAAUAAGUGCAUGGCAUCAUCAUUAUAUGUAGCAGAAUAUGUUUUGACUUAAGAAUAUCCAGUGAGUGUGUCUUCAUGGUAACGCUGAGCCCUUAUGACGUUUCCUAUAUAAGGACACCUUUUUCUAUGAAGUCUUACAAAAAUCAAUAAAAAUUGUAUGCAUACAUGUGCACAUUUCUGAAAGGUCAAGCAAUGUACAAUACCUAAACAAGCUAUAUGCAGUCAAACAGUUUACUUUUACAAUGGACUUCGAGAAAACAUUUAGUAGUGAAAGGCUGAAAGCUCCUCUAUUCAUUUUCUUCUUGCAGGUUAUAUCACUGCCAUAUGUGGAACACUGCAACUUACAGUUGAAUACUGUGUCCAUGGACUAUGAAGUAAAUAAAAAGUGCUAAAUGUACACAUCUUAUAUACUGUAGGUCAUUAACUCUGAGAUGCCUUUCUUGUAUAGCAAGCAGAACACAGCCCUUGACCAAGAGAAAACACAUGAUAUAUGUCUUCGUUAUAUUUUGGUUAUCUUUCUCAGAUUUAUCACUAAUGGGUAUUAUAAAUAAAUUACUAUCUUAAACAGGGAUAAUGCUUUCAGCAAACAAGAAACUACAUCCAGAGCUCCACAAAAGCGGCAGGGGAACUGUAUAAAUGAAACUAAUGUUUUUAAUACUACAAGAAGCCAUUUUGUUUUGUCGGCAUUUCAGAACAAAAGACGGCUCUGUUCUUGAUUGAGUUGUACAUACAGUACAUGAACAUUAUUGUUGCACUAUUUACCUACAGUGGUAUAAAAAUAUAACUGUAAUAGCACCUCUUUGAUGUGUGCAAGGUCUGGUCACUGUGUGCAAUGCUCAGUCAGAAGAGGUAGUGUGAUUUUAAAAAGGUUUGAAGUGGAAACAAGAAGAAACACAACCAGUGUUGACUGUCGGGAAACAAAAAAAAAAGAAAUUGCAAUGUAUUGUUUACAAUGGGGAAUGUAUGUAGAAAUGACAUAUGGUUAACAUGGUAGUUUCCAUUUUAUCACUAAUACAACUAUCAUUUGUGUUUGACAGUAAAUAUGUAUUAAACUUAUAAAACAUGUAUGGCUGCAGUACUCAUGAAUCUUAAGACCAUAAAAGCUUCCAUUUCUAAUAGCCAUUCCAGGUUGAAUGCCUAUUAAUAAUAUUUACUUUGUGAAUUUUUAAGUAUCAUCAGGUAAUACAGGUAUUAGGCAAAACUAAAGGAUUUAAAUGUUACCGUCCAAUUACAAAUAUGAGAAACCAAGAGCUUCUGGUGUGUUUUUAUGUGCAAGCCACCUGGUGUUAUUAGUCACGCCGGCACACUCGCGGAAUGAAACAUUUAGUUUAACAGUCAACAUCACAUAAGAGCUCUGGUCUGAAAACGUGUUCAUUACAAAUAUUGCACAAAUUAAACUAUCAAUUACAA